Molecule: messenger RNA, 2007 nt
Organism: Suricata suricatta (meerkat)
Lineage: Eukaryota; Metazoa; Chordata; Mammalia; Carnivora; Herpestidae
Gene: PTP4A2
Product: protein tyrosine phosphatase 4A2
Exons: 3
Coding region: 896-1399 (167 amino acids)
Biological process (GO): protein dephosphorylation; positive regulation of cell migration
Cellular component (GO): nucleus
Molecular function (GO): protein tyrosine phosphatase activity
Source: RefSeq, a predicted model, not a curated record
UGCUGGGGAGGCAGGGGCGUAGACCUCAAGCUGCACCUUCCUUGGCCUGGGAGAGAAAUCGGCACCACUUUUGUAAGCAAGAGAAGGCACAAAGCUGCAGUGGCAGGAGGAAAGGCUCCAAAAAGGCUGGGAAAGUCAUGUUUACAGAAUGUGAACCAGGUGCCAUGUGACAAGGGCAAUAAUAUCUGACUUGGGACACAUCAGGAUCAGGAGCUCUACUUCUGUAAUAGAAGCCAAGGAGAAACAUGAAAGCUUAAAUGUGCCCUGAACCAGUCUCAACCCCAAAGUCAAGGAAUGCAAAAGGUUUUCCGUUGGAAUAUACGUUGCACAUUUAUGGCGAUUCUGAGCGUGAGGGCAGACUUCUGCCAGGCUCAGCACAGCGUUUUCGCUGACAAGUGAGCUUGGGGGUUCUAUGUGCCAUAAUUAACAUUGCCUUGACGACUCUGGACACCGAGACUGGCCUCAGAAAUAGUUGGCUUUUUUUUUUUUAUUGCAAGCAUAUUUCUUUUAAUGACUCCAGUAAAAUUAAGCAUCAAGUAAACAAAAGUGGAAAGCAACCUACACUUUUAACUUGUCUCACUAGUGCCUAAAUGUAGUAAAGGCUACUUCAGUUUUGUAUGUAGUUGGAAUUUUUGGAGUCCGAAGGUAUCCAUCUGCAGACAUUGAGGCCCAAGUUGAAUUUGGAUUCGAGUGGAUUCUAAAUAUUUCUGCUUACCUUGAAGAGAGAAGCUUCUUAAAGAAUAAACAAGUUGAAUAGAGAAAACACUGAUCGAUAUUAGGCAUUUUAGUGGUCUUUUUAAUGCUUCCUGCUGUGAAACAUUUCAAGAUUUAUUGAUUUUUUUUCAUUUUCCCCAUCACACCCACACACGCACGCUCACACUUUUUAUUUGCCAUAAUGAACCUUCCGGCCCCUGUGGAGAUCUCCUAUGAGAACAUGCGUUUUCUGAUAACUCACAACCCUACCAAUGCUACCCUCAACAAGUUCACAGAGGAACUUAAGAAGUAUGGAGUGACAACUUUGGUUCGAGUUUGUGACGCUACAUAUGAUAAAGCUCCAGUUGAAAAAGAAGGAAUCCACGUUCUAGAUUGGCCAUUUGAUGAUGGAGCACCACCCUCUAAUCAGAUAGUAGAUGAUUGGCUAAACCUGUUAAAAACCAAAUUUCAUGAAGAGCCAGGUUGCUGUGUUGCAGUGCAUUGUGUUGCAGGAUUGGGAAGGGCACCCGUGCUUGUUGCACUUGCUUUGAUUGAAUAUGGAAUGAAGUAUGAAGAUGCAGUUCAGUUUUUAAGACAAAAAAGAAGGGGAGCAUUCAAUUCCAAACAGCUGCUUUACCUGGAGAAAUACCGACCUAAGAUGCGAUUGCGUGUCAGAGACACCAACGGGCACUGCUGUGUUCAGUAGAAAGAAGUGUAAACGAAGGCUGACUUGAUUGCGCGCUUAGAGGGAACUCUUGGUACCUGGAAAUGUGAUCUGGAAUCGGAACUGUGUCACCAAAGUAGUGAUAGAUGUAGUACUCCUCAGCCACUCUCCUAAUGAUUGGAAAAAAGCAAACCAAAAAGAAAUCCCUCUAUAACAUGAAUAAAAUGUUUAAGAAAAGAAAAAGAGAAAGAAAAAAGGGAUUAAUUCAGUGAAGGAUGAUUUUCCUCCUAAUUGUUGGAGUUUGAAUUUCUGCCAGGAUUGAAUUAUAUCCAAAUCCCCUGUCUUUUUUACCUUUUCAAACUAGGUCUCUAAGGAAAACCAGCAGAACAUUAGCCUGUGCAGAACCAUCUGUGUGGGGAGCACACUUUUCCAUUAUGCUUGGCACAUAGACCUCCCUGCUAUGGGACUCUCUUUUUUUCUUUUCUUUCUUUCUGGUGGUGGUGGGCGUAUAUUCUUCUCUUCUCUUUCCCCAUCCCUCUUUUUCUCCCCUGAUACAAGUCGUAGAUGGAAUAGGAGAAGCCCUUACUGCUGUAGACGUGUGUGCAGUCUGGCAGCCUUAAGCCCACCUGGGCACUUUUAGAAAAAACAAA